CAGACUAAGGGUAACAUGGUGGUGGUGCAGUGUAGUAUACAAAGUGAUAAAAGCAAAGAAAGACCAGAAGAGUUGGGAGAUCAAGUUCUUGAGAUGUUUAAUCAUGCAUACAAUUCUUAUAUGAAACAUGCCUAUCCUGCUGAUGAACUCAUGCCUCUCAGUUGCAAAGAGCGCUAUCGAGGUCGAGAAAAAUCACGAGGAGAUAUAGAUGAAUGCAUGGGCAAUUUCUCCCUAACCUUGAUAGACUCUCUGGAUUCACUGGCGAUACUUGGUCAGUUAGAGGAAUUUGAAAAUGCUGUUCAGCUGGUGAUCAAAAACACAAAGUUUGAUAAUGAUGUUGUUGUAUCUGUUUUUGAAACUAACAUUCGAGUUUUGGGUGGGCUGUUAGGAGGUCAUGUAGUUGCAAAUUUGUUAAAGAAAAAACGAAAAGGUAUGCUUUGGUAUAACAACGAAUUGCUUACAAUGGCACAUGAUGUAGGCAUACGUUUACUUCCUGCCUUCAAUACUACAACUGGGAUUCCUUAUCCAAAAGUAAAUUUGUUACAUGGUAUUGAUGCUGAUCUUAGAAGCAGGCAUAAAGAUACUUGUACUGCUUGUGCUGGAACUAUGAUUCUGGAAUUUGCAGCUCUUAGCCGAUUGACUGGUGACUUUGUAUUUGAGGAGAAAGCACGUAAAGCAAUGGAUUAUCUUUGGCAACAGCGCCAUCGGGUCAGUGAUUUAGUUGGCACUGUAAUAAAUAUUCACAAUGGAGACUGGGUUCGUAGAGAAAGUGGAGUUGGAGCAGGUAUUGACUCCUACUAUGAAUAUGUAUUGAAGGGUUAUAUUUUACUGGGUGAUAGCACAUAUUUAAAACGUUUCAAUAAGCAUUAUGAUGCUGUGAUGAAGUAUGUUAGCCAAGGACCUCUAUUAGUUGAUGUUCAUAUGCACAAACCACAGUCAACUUCUCGAAAUUUCAUGGAUUCCCUUUUGGCUUUUUGGCCUGGCCUUCAGGUAUUAAAAGGUGACCUCAAACCAGCUAUUGAGACACAUGAAAUGCUCUAUCAAGUAAUAAAACGCCAUAAUUUCCUGCCAGAGGCUUUCACUACAGAUUUCAGAAUUCAUUGGGGCCAACAUCCCCUCAGGCCUGAAUUUGUUGAAUCAACAUAUUUUUUGUAUAAGGCUACAAAUGACUUCCAUUAUUUAGAAGUUGGUAAAAAAGUGGUACAGAAUCUUAACAAACAUGCUAGAGUUGCAUGUGGCUUUGCCUCUAUUAAAGAUGUUUCAGUUGGCAGUCAUGAAGAUCAAAUGGAUUCAUUUGUUUUGGCUGAAACUUUCAAAUAUUUAUAUCUUUUGUUUGCUGAAGAUGAAGAUUUGAUUUUAGAUUUGAAUGAUUACAUCUUUACAACUGAAGCACAUCUACUUCCUUUGUCAUUAUCUGUUUUCAAUACAUCAAGACAUGAUUCUAAGAUUCGACUGGAAGCUUACCAUAAAAUGAAUAACUCUAGCCAAAGGAGAAAGAUAUCUAUUGAGCACAUUGAAAGAGAGACUUGCCCCAAUAUCAGACACAUUUACCAUGGUGAACCAAACUAUGCUCAUUCAGUAAGAGAACAGUUGAAGGAUAUGGUUGAAAAAGUCAGUCCCAAACCCAAAAAUGAUCGCCGAAGAUUUCGUGCAAUUGACUUCAUGGCAGGAAAUAAAGAACAAUUAGAAAUACUUGGUCGAAUGGGUAUUCGGUUAAUGACUAUGAGUGAUGGCAGGAUUCAACUCCUUCACACAGCCUCAGAGGCUGCUUCACCAAUGGAUGCUGAAGAUGGAAUGAAAUUCAUGCAGGAAAUGAUUGAAUUUUCCAAAAAUCAACAUAAUGAAGCUCAACAUGAGCCACUUCUUGUUCAGAUCUUAUCACCUAAUGUUGACGAUGUGUCAGUUUUGAGUGCUGGACCUGCUCAAUUUGGUUACAAUCUCAAGAAUUCCUCACCAAUCCAAGGUCAGUUAAUGCUUGCUGAACCUUACAAAGCUUGUACACCUCUCACUAAUACAAGAAAUAUCAAAGGAAACAUUGCUAUCUUGGAAAGAGGAGAAUGCAUGUUUAUCGAAAAGGCAACUAAUGUGGAAAUGGCUGGCGCAGUAGGUGGAAUCGUUAUUGACCAUAAUGAAGGUACAAGUAGUGAAUCUUCUCCACUAUUUGCAAUGUCUGGUGAUGGUCAACGAGAUGUCAGUAUCCCUUUUGUAUUUCUAUUCCACAAAGAAGGACAAAAAUUAUUGAAAGCACUGAGUGAAAAUUAUAGUCUGGAAGUACUGUUGGCUCUUGACUCAAGAUCUUCAGCUCCCCAGAGCAAGCUACCUACUGAAGAUUACCAAAAAGAAACAUCAACUUUAGGUUCUAAUAAACAAAAAAAGACAUUUCAGUUCAUGAAACCUGUUCAAACACCAGCAACUUCUGCUAGUUUCUUGUAUCAACCAACCAUGAACAGAGUGACUUACAACAAAAAAAAAGUGUCGAUUAGAGAUGGGUCUGGAGGCUAUUUUAUUAAGGUUGGUUCUGAUAAUGUUAACAUGGAGAUUAGCAUAAAAAUUUUCAAUGAUGUUUCAUCAUCACCUUAUGAUAUGACUUUUGAGCCAAUUCAACUUAAUUUGCUUCCAGAUGGUACAAAACAGCUAGUAUUUUAUUUUCAGCAUCUCUCUAAAAUUAAUCCAGCAAAAAAUGAACCAAAAUUGAAUCAGAUUUAUGUUGAUUUAGUUACAUUUUUGAGAGACCAUACAAAUUUCCCUCAACUUGAACAGCAGGGUCCAUAUUUGAGGGCUCUUGCAAAGAUUUUAGAGGCUGCUUAUUUUGAUUCAGGAAAUUUAAGUGAUGAGGAUAAAAACUUACUUGAUCAAUUAGCUUUUGAACUUAUUAUUGUCAAAGAAGUACAGCUACAAAGUGAUGCAAUUGAUAAUGAUAAAAAUUGGAAAGAAGAGAAAGAAUUACAUUCUACAUUUAGAGAAAAUCCUCAGGAAGGUGAUAAAUUAUUUGAUAAUGAUAAUUGUAAAAAGAAACCAAAUGAAGUUAGUUCUGAUGACCUUUGGUUAGUGACACUAAAGGAAGGCACGCACCCUAGUGUUGAUAAAUCUGUAAAGAGUGAUCUACAAAAUGGGGAUGAUAGUAAAGAAGUACAAAACAAAGAAUUUGAUAAGAAUUUGCUUUCUGAAGAAUUUGAGUAUAAAUCCAAAGAAAAUUACAACAUUCUUGAAAAACAGUCUCAAGUCCAAACAAACAAUGACCCUGAAAAUAUUUUAAUAGCAAACAAAUACUUACAAAAACAUUCUUACACAGAAGACAUUAAAGAUUAUGUGAGAUUAACUACAGUUGAAGAUGAAGUAAUUAGUAACAAAAAGAAUACCAAAACAGAGUUAUGAUACUACUAAAAGAGGGUAUUUGUUUUUUAAAAUUAAAUGCACAUUUUCUUAUUGCAGAUUCAUGUAAGUAUAAAUUCUUUUUGUAGUCUAAAAUUAAUUUCAGUAAUUGCACCCUUACAUUUAAAUAUACUAAAAUGCUAUGUGGUAGAAUUUUUUUUUUUUUUAAUUGUCAUUUUAAUUAUUUUACGGUAUUUAUUUUAAAUGAAAUAAUGAUUAAUAGUUGUUUAGUCAAAAGCCAAUUAAUUUAAAAUUACUAGAAUAUUGGAAUAAAGUUUAAAAAAUUUUUUUUAUUCAUGUGUAAAUCGUGUUUGAAGAUUUAUAAUUUCUCUAAAAUAUUGAAACUUUUGUUAAAUUAUGACUCCAGAUUAUCGUUUUACAUCAAGCACUAAUUGUUAUGAUCAAAUUAUCUAUGUAGUUUUCAGUAUAGUCUUAACAUGUAUAUAUUGAAUCUAUGAAUGAUUUUUUUUUUCAUGGCUAGAGGGGUUCUUUCUUAAUUUGUUUUUAGUUAAUUAAAUGCGUGUAAGCUUUUUCUUAUUUUGAUAGUCUUAUGUAUGAAAAGAAAUGUUAGGGAAAUAAUCUGUUUCUAAAUUCUAAUUCAAAAGUUACUUGCAAAAUCAUUAAUAUUACUUAAGUUCUUUAACCAAAAUUUGUAUCUGUUUAAUUUUAAUGUUUACGGGUAUACUUUCCAGGUUAGUUCUCUAAGUAGUACUGUAUUAAAAAGUAUGCAAGAGAUAACUUUAUUCAAUAUUCUUUUAAGUAUAACCAAUUUUCAGUUGUAACUCUAAUUAUGUAUCUGUUUAACAUAUUCAUACAAAUGUAAUAUGAUUUCUUCCUCACAAAAAGUGAAAUUAUAUAAGAAUAAUUUUUGAAGAGAAUUUAAUGUAAAAUAUCAUUAUCGGAUUUUAAGAAUGCUCAAAUAAAAAAGAUGCUACAGUU
Octopus sinensis (East Asian common octopus) is the source of this 4311-nucleotide messenger RNA. RefSeq names its product ER degradation-enhancing alpha-mannosidase-like protein 3. NCBI's taxonomy places the organism in Eukaryota, Metazoa, Mollusca, Cephalopoda, Octopoda, Octopodidae. Gene Ontology annotation, cellular component: membrane; endoplasmic reticulum. The transcript is spliced from 22 exons. Bases 16 to 3375 code for a protein of 1119 amino acids. Gene Ontology annotation, biological process: carbohydrate metabolic process; endoplasmic reticulum mannose trimming; mannose trimming involved in glycoprotein ERAD pathway. Gene Ontology annotation, molecular function: mannosyl-oligosaccharide 1,2-alpha-mannosidase activity; calcium ion binding. The record is from RefSeq and is a predicted model, not a curated record.